AUGGUUUCCAUCACAACUGAAAAUGUUACACAACUUUACAACAUCAUCACCACCCAGGAGCUCACAGUCAGCCCAGAAAAUUUCCAUAAUAAUUCAGGAGCGCAUCAGCUGAAUCAAUAUGAAUGUAUUAAUCCAGAUCUGUGGAAAUGGCUACAGAAGUUUCAGCCUGGAUUCCUCUGGUUUAUAUUUGUUCUGGGAGCAAUAGAAAAUUGCUUUGUCCUCAUCGUCCUGUGUUUCCACAAAAGUCGCUGCACAGUGGCUGAAAUUUACCUAGCAAACAUGGCACUCGCUGACCUGAUGUUAGUCUGUGCUUUACCUUUCUGGGCCAUUAAUAUUUCUAAUAAUUUUCAAUGGCCUUUUGGCCUGUUCCUCUGUAAAGCUGUCAACGUAAUGAGCCAUAUGAACUUUUAUUCAAGCAUUUAUUUCCUGACACUAGUGAGCAUCGAUCGCUAUCUGGCCUUGGUGAAAACCAUGUCUCUUGGACGGAUGCGACGAACCAUCUGUGCCAAAUGGAAUAGCUUUGUGGUCUGGACGUGUGCGUUGCUCAUAUGUUCACCUACCAUUGUGUUCCGAAAUUUGCAGUAUUUCGAAGAAUAUAACAUCACAGCCUGUUCUCUUCUUUACCCAGCCCCCUACUGGCAUCCUGCAAACAACUGCUUUCUGAAUACUGUGGGCUUUGUGAUCCCACUCUGUGUCAUUACAUAUUGCACUACGCAAAUCAUCAAAACCUUACGCAGCAGUGAGCUACAAAAAAUGAAGUUAGUCCAGACAGAGAGGAAAGCCACCAUGCUGGUCCUUGCUGUGCUCUUACUAUUCAUUGUUUGUUGGCUUCCAUUCCAGAUCUGCACAUUCAUUGACACAAUAUGUUACUUUUCACCUACUUUAAAGUGCCUGGAAGAAAUCAAUGACAUAGCGACACAGAUUGCUGUAUACUGUGCCUAUAGUAACAGCUGCCUGAACCCAGUCCUGUAUGUAAUUGUUGGGAAGCACUUCCAGAAGAAGGCUGUGGAAUUCUGCAAGGGCUUGUUCCCAAGGAGGUACAGAAGAUCACAAUCUGUGCAGAUGGAAAACUCGCUGGACACUUUAAGAACAUCCAUUUCAAGCGACCAUGCAAGGAAAAAGUCUAUUUUCCAAUUACCACGAUAG
This is a messenger RNA of Indicator indicator, 1146 nucleotides long. RefSeq names its product bradykinin receptor B2 (gene BDKRB2). Gene Ontology annotation, molecular function: bradykinin receptor activity. The record is from RefSeq and is a predicted model, not a curated record. Lineage: Eukaryota; Metazoa; Chordata; Aves; Piciformes; Indicatoridae. The transcript has a single exon. Gene Ontology annotation, cellular component: membrane. Gene Ontology annotation, biological process: G protein-coupled receptor signaling pathway; vasoconstriction; neutrophil chemotaxis. Bases 1 to 1146 code for a protein of 381 amino acids.